Molecule: messenger RNA, 7408 nt
Organism: Anopheles stephensi (Asian malaria mosquito)
Lineage: Eukaryota; Metazoa; Arthropoda; Insecta; Diptera; Culicidae
Exons: 2
Coding region: 1239-5144 (1301 amino acids)
Biological process (GO): regulation of DNA-templated transcription
Cellular component (GO): nucleus
Source: RefSeq, a predicted model, not a curated record
GGCUAUGUUGAGCGCACCUUACAAUUCCGAACCGUACGCUGCCAUUUAUUCCAUGCCCAUCAAGCGAGUGAGACCGUCGGACUCUGCCUCUCCCGGUUGCAGUAUUUACUUGACUUUUUCCUACCGACCAAUACGGGAAGCUAACGCUCUGUCAAGUUCGGGUUUAUCGAGCGAAAAUGCGAUCAUCGUCGUGAAAAUAGGAAAACUGGUUGACAGAAUAUCGUGAAAAUAGAGUGCGUUUGUGUGGCUGUGAGAAUGUGGGUAUGUAGCAAAUAGUGUACAGUGCGCAAUCAGUUUCAAUUACUUCUGUAGGUGCAACUUUUUUUAUGUUCUCGAUCGAUUAACUGUGUCCUGCAACAUUGAAAAGCAAUCACAAGCAGAAAAAACUGAAGUUCUUAAUUAAAAGAUCAAUAGGAUGUCACAGAAGAGCAUAUUUGCUUAUCGUGAAUUGAAGUGAAUCAAACAAAGUGAAUAACAGGUGAUGUGUUUUAAACGGGAGCACUUUUCGCCAGCGAUUUGGAAUGGAAUCAGUGACACAGCUCCGAGGAAACGUGUAAUGGAAAGUGAUUGAAUGGAAACGGUGCAGUUUUAGUGCAAGAAAGAAAAGCAGUGGGAAGCGAUGAAAUCAUUUCGUUCGAUCAAACGGUCUUAUGAAGAAAAGUAUCGCAUCUUUUGUCCUGUCUGGUAGAUGAGCAUGUGUCAAGUCGAACAGCCUUGACGGGAACAACGUGAACCAUAAAAGAUUGGAAAUGUUGUGUGCAAUAAGGAAGUGUUUCUGUACAUCGUUUGUAUGAUACUGCACAUGACAGUGCAAGUAGUGCACAAUUGUUCUUCACGUGGAACCAACCAGAACAAAACACCUUCAGAACACACUCCCAGCUUCGUAAACUAGUGUAUCAUGGCUAUCAGCAAUAGUGUGUCCUAAAAACGAAGUGAGAGAUAAAGAGAGAAGAGAGAGAGAGAGAGAGAGAGUAUAAGGAAAUUUCGAAUACUGAUGGAUUCCUUAUUCCACUGAGGUCAAUAAAACUCCAACAAACAGCUAAGGCAGACACAUUUUCUCCACAAAAUGAAACGAUACCAUCGAACGUUACAAUACAUCUAGCAAGUAAGCGUCGUGCAGUAGCGUGUAAUUCCGAAGAAUUUUGCUAACAAGCGCAAAAAGGGAGUAAGAUCUGUAAGCGCACGCACACGACAAAAAGCGGGCUCCGAACCAACCAACCUCACAGUAAGCUUCCCAAAUGGUUAUGUCGCCCAGCAGACGACUGUCGACGCCAGGUAUUGCUGCACAUCCGAUGAAUAUGCAUUUGAGCUCCCUGCAACUGAACUCCCAGCUGCAACUGAAUGCUCAAAUGCACCAGAAGCUUACGGCCGGACUAACACCAAAUCACAUGAGUGGAUUUUUCAAAAGCCCAUCCACUUCGCCCAGCAGUAUUAAUGCGAAUAUGAGCAACAGUGGCGCCAGCGCCUUGACCAACUCCAGUCACUUGUCAACUAACUCCACAUCCAACGGUAACGUCGAUCGUAGCGCACGUGACAACACCACUCCCGCAGGUAGCAGUAGCAACAAUAACAACAGUAGCAGCAGUAUGCCUUCCAUCACGGAACUGUCCACACACCCGCUCAAUCGGCUGCAAUCGAUGCAACCGUUCGAUUUCCGCAAACUGUCUGCAGCCGCUGCCAGCCUCAGUGGGUUCACAUCGGCCGGUUUACCGCCGCCGAGACUGAGUCCAGAAGCUGCCGUUGCUCAGCAUCACUUCAACCAGCAGCAAGCAGCCGCCGCAGCUGCCUAUGCUGUCAACACGGCCAAACGACGCAACUCACAGACUUCCCUGGACGCACAAACCGUAGUGUCCCGCGAACACGCUGCAGCCGCGGCGAACUUCAUGAGCUUGUCCAUGAGUGGUCAUGGACUGCCAUUUCCCCUUCCACCACCACCUCCGUCGUCUUCGGUGGCCAUGUCACUGGCAAACUCACUGAACCACUCAGCCGCCGCAAUGGCUGCUGCAGUUUCUGGUAACCCACUGGCGGCAAGUUUUGUCGCCCAGUCGUUUCCAAACCUGUUGGCAGCAUCUGCAGCUCGGGAACCGAAUCGCAGCAAGUCGCCUCACUCGCAUCACAAGCUGUCCCACAAAGGAGGAUCGCAGGACGAACACAAAAGUUCGAUGGAGAAAGGUACUCCGAACGAUACAUCGGACGGACGAGACCAACGAGAUCAAGACGACGAACGCAAAUCGGCAGGAGCUCAUCCAGAGCAUCGGGAUCGUGACCGCGAGAACGUACUGAACUUGAGCCGUGAUCUGGCUGCAGCAGCUGCAGCUGCCAAUCGCCGACUCCAACAGCCACCGAUGCAACCGGGAGCUGCUAUGUCCCGUAUGCAGCAUCUACCACCAUCCUCCGGAGGUCACCUUAAGAAGCCACCUUCGUCACCGAGCAACAAGCGGCAAUGGGGUGCAAUCCCACCUAAUCUUGGCACGCAGUACGUUAACCCAGCCACGGGCAAGAAGCGCGUUCAGUGCAACGUGUGUUUCAAGACCUUCUGUGAUAAAGGUGCGCUUAAGAUUCAUUUCUCGGCCGUACAUCUUCGUGAGAUGCACAAAUGCACCGUCGAGGGAUGCAGCAUGAUGUUCAGCUCUCGCCGGUCCCGAAACCGGCAUAGUGCGAAUCCCAACCCGAAGUUGCACUCUCCGCAUCUAAGGCGCAAAAUAUCACCUCACGAUGGUCGCAGUGCGCAACCGCAUCCAAUUCUUCUGUCAACGGCUGGCAUGCCACUGCCGAACGGGCUGAGCUCAUUGCAUCCGUUCGGGCCAGCGUUCCCGCUUAUUCCUCCCGGUGAUCACUUGCGAGGACAUCCCUCGCUAUCGGCUCUGGAGUUUAAGGCAAACAUGGAGGCCAGCAUGCACCGACGACUGGCAGCGGAACAUCAUCAUGCGCAAGCCGUGGCCGAAAAACAUCAUCGUGAAAGUGCACGUGUUUCGCUGAGUCCGGAGAACUAUCGCUAUCGUAGCAGCCCUCACAGUGAUACACCGGACAGGUAUAUGGGGUCUUCGUCGGGUGCAUCUUCCGGGGUGCCACAUCUGAAUAGCUCAGGCAGUCGGUUAGAUGAUGAAGAUGGCGAUGAAGACGACGAUGACGAUGACGACCGUAAUGGAAUCGUGAUCGAUGGUAACGACGUGGAUGAAGAUGUGGAAGGUCAUCAGUUCGACAUGUCGCUCAGCUCGGAAUCGGAAGAUGUGAAAUCGUUCGGCAGACACGAAGAUGAUGAAGACGGGUUCUCCGAACGGGGUGAAGAGGAACCGCAAGACUUUAGCCUGUCCAAGCGCCACAAUCGCCCGUCGACGGAUGGAGACGAGAUAGCAAGCAAUAAUGGCGAUAGCAAUGGGGAAGUUACACGCGACGAUGUCAAUGCAUUUCUUUCCAGCAACAAACGAAAGCGCAAGAGUCUCAAUCCCACCAAAUGUGCCGUGGUCCCACUGUCUCGGUUGUCCAACAACGAAGAUGCGGAUGAGAAGGAUCCGACACGCGCCGACGAAGAAACCCGUGAAACAUCAAUUCCAAUGGUGAAGAAAAUCAAGAUGGAAUCGGUAGAAGAUUCGCAACCGCAGAUUUCUGAUGCAAAAGUAUCUCCACGAUCAGAGUCCCCGUUCAAGGCAGCAGCUCCGGUAGGUUCUCCAUCGCUAGAGAACGGAAAUUGCGAAAAACAAAGGGACAACGGUUCGGAGACAGAAAAAUCAGAAAAUCGCAAAAGUGUCGAUUCUAAAGAUUCAGUGGUUCGCGUUAAAAUGGAACCCCUGGACGAAGCGCUCCACGAUCAAACGGCAACCGAAGCGACUGACCUGUCACUAGAUCUUACCAAAAAACCGUCAUCACGCUCCAGUCCGGAUGUUAACGCGAACGAAAAAUUCCAAAGCAAGUACUCGAUCGACGUUCGUCCUUCGUCCGAACUGCUUGAAAACCCUCUGGCACUCAUACGUCCCAAGCAGGAGACUUCUGAGUCGGACCGGAAUCGCCCAGGCUCGGCCGAUAGUAAAAAAAGCUCGUGUGACAACUUCGACUCAGCAAACACGCUUCGGCGGCUUGAGAACCUUUCGCACGGACCACUGAACGAAAUGAUGAUGCAGCGUGCUGCAGGAUUUCUCGGUGGUCCUCAAUUUCCUCCACUGAGCUACCUGAUGAACGCAGCUCCACCAAGUCCGGCCAGAUCGCGGUCUCCUUCGCCCACAAGUGUUCAGGACCAGGAUCCGGAAGAGUCGGAUGACAAUGUUGACUACUGUGAGGAAGGUAACUGCUUCAGCGAUCCGGACGUUCCACUCGACAAGGAUAAUCCGAAAAAAUGUUCGGCCUGCGGGAAGUUGUUUCAGAACCAUUUCGCCGUCAAGACGCACUAUCAAAAUGUGCAUCUGAAGCUGCUGCACAAGUGCAACAUCGACGGAUGCAAUGCGGCGUUCCCCUCGAAGCGUAGCCGCGAUCGUCACGCUUCGAACUUAAACCUCCACCGUAAGCUUCUUUCAACUACGGCCGACAGCAACGACACCGUACUGCCGAUGGAGAAGCACCAACAGCAUCAACAACAAUUCUCCGCCGGUGGUGGUGCUGGCGCAUUUCCAGGGUCUGCCCUUCCCGCCGAAUUCUUGGCCCGUCUGUACGCCGAUUCGCAAAAGUUCCCAAUGAACUUAGAGGCCGCAUUCAAGAGCCAUGCGCUUGCCCCAGGCAGUUCCGCCUACUCGGAUCACUUCAUGAACGGAGCAGCAUCGCAGCGUGGUUUCUCGUCCACGGCAGGUAAUCCGUUCCUGUUCCCGCCACUUGGCGGAUUGGCAGGAUUUCCCGGCCUGUCCCAGUUCUCGCAUCUUCUUCCGCAUCCGCUAAAUGGUAUCGCGUCGCAGCUGUCCGGCAGUGGAGCAGCUGUAGCUGCGGGCAGUGUUGGUAGCGGUGGUGGGGGCCGCAUGUCAGCUUCCCGAUCCGAUUCACCAAUAUCUGCAUGUUCGCCGCCAGCAUCCACCAACAUUCCUUCACCACUGUCGCAGCACGAGAGGACAACGCCGACUUCCGGCAAUGGAGGAUCGUUUCUCAAUGCUGCUGCUGCAGCGGAACAACGAUCAUCUGCUGGAACCGUCGACGGUCGACGCACACCGGACUCGCUAUCGUGAUCUAUGAGCCGAGACAAACACUGUUGCCUUCUCUAAACCCGAACUUAGGUCUGUUAUUGUCACGUCGUUCACAAUGAUCUCGUUUUUUAUUUUAUUUUUUUGCUAACAAAAAAAAUGUAUUGCUAUCAAACUCUAGUGACGCUGACAUGCGUUAUAUACAUGUGAGCGUUAAGUGCGUUACAAAACACCCUCUUAGCUGGAGAAGAAAUAAAGUACGUUGCUUUAUUUCCGAAGAGCUCAAAGAGUUGAUCUAUAAUUAUCUUCAGUUCCCUUCCGCCAAACCAACCCCCAACCACCCCCACAACCCUCCCCCCAACCCACCCCCCUGAAUCUCGUCCUCCCUCUAAUAUGCGGAAAGAAAUUGAACCAGACUCACUAAAUGUAUAGUAAUAAUAAUUAAGCGCCUGUUAAUUUAAACGACUGGAGUAAUCUUAGUAUGUCAAUGGAAAUGAAUUUAUCAAACGGUUUAUCUCAAAUAUUUCCAUUAAUUAAAGGGUCGUAUCCAAACGGGCGCGAGAAUUUGUACCAAAAUAUCUCGUAAAAGUACUUCUUGUCGUAAUUUAUUGCUAAAUAAAAAAGAAGCGUAUCAUUUGAUAAUCCCAUUAGGAUGGAUACAGCAGAAGGGAAUUUAAUCCAAUUAAGGUUGCGUACGAUAAAGCAAUCUUAAAACUAUAUUGGUCGAUCGCUGCAAAAUGAUGCGCGUUGGGAGAAAGGGAGGGAGUGCUUCGCCUUGACAGGAAUUGGGCAUGAUGGCCACCUUACAUAAGAACCCAGUGAUACAAAAGCAAAUACAUUGAUACACGUAAAUGCUACAAAUUUGCGAAUGGAUUGAACCUAUUGCGAAUCGAUGCUGGUAAACCAAUGAUCGAAUGGUAGAAUGGGAGUAAUAAUGAUGAUAUGAACAUUCGAUUUCGAAUUUUAGUUAAUGCUUCGAAAAAGCUCAUAUUGAUCUACAAUGUACAUGGAAUCGAAUGAUAGAUUAAAAUGGAUCAGGUAAAACUUAAACUUUUAAUUAAUUAAUGUACCUUUACAUGUUCGUUAGGUUAUUUUGCCAAAAGUUAUGGUUCAUUAUUACAGCUGAAUUGAUGCCGUUCCUACUGUUAGCUGAAAACUGUAGCGUUAAAAGAAUCUUAAAACAAAGCAAGUGUAAAUUUUAUUCAAACUGAAAGAGUCUCAUUACAACGAGAUAGCAAUAUAAGCAUAAAAAUGGAUAGGAAUGCUUAAAAAAUGCAAAAUGUACCUCUGACGUGAAUGAAGUUUUUUAAGGUAUCACAGUGGAAAUGCAAUAUGACCGGACGGCGAGUCGUGGUCGGAGCAAACAGCAGCAUUGCUAUCAGCAACACCAAAAUCUUCCAUGAAUUAAGUUUAAUACUUUAAGCAGAACAUUAAUCAUAGCGUUCGAAUAGAAGCAAAAUGCACAAAUAUUAAAAAAAAAAACCAAUCUGAAGAGCUUUUUACUUUUACAUAGGGAGUUAUGCGUCCCACUUCUUCUCGUACUCCAAUAACAACUGCUGCUAAACUACUCUUUCUUUUAAACACUUGGAGUCAAUGCAGUUGGAUCGAAUAAGUGAGCUCUGCAGAAUAUAGCAAUUGCAAUCACUGGUGUAACAGAUAAACAAAAUGUUGUAUAUGCAGCAAAACAAGCAAAAAAAGAAGUCCUAUUCAUAAAUGUGCAAUAUUUUUCGUCUCUAUCUAAGACUGCGCUUACAUUUAGUCGAUGAGAAAAGAAAAACAAACGAGCGAUAGUGAAUAUGAAGAUAAACCUUGGAUUAAAUUGUUUUAAAAUUAAGUUACACAUUGAUUUAGCAACUGCGGUGCAUGAUAUUCAUUGUCAGAUACACCAAACGGACGUAGCAUCAACCUUUAACAUUGAAACAAAUGAAUACAUAUUGGAAUAUUCCUAAAUUAUACUGAAAGCAUUUCGGAGAAGGAAUCUGAAGAAAAACAUACAGCGAGAAAGAUAUGCGUAAGAAAUUGUUUUUGGUAGAUAAAAUCAAAACAAAAUGAAGAAAUCUAUUGGAACUGAAAAUAUUGUUCUGUACAUAAGUUAAAAGGGGAAGGAAGACAUCUGACGUAUCAUAGAUAAUUCUUAUUUUCUUCGAAAGAGGAAAGAAAAUCAGUUCAUUGUAUUGUCAACAAAUAGCAAAAGUAAAACACAAACUCAUGCAUUACAAAAAUCAAUCUUCCCAUCUUUCCGACUGAGGGAGGUGUGUAAACAAAAAUUAAGCAAAAAAAUAAAGUACACUAUAUAAAUCUUAAAAUAA